Pseudopipra pipra is the source of this 1232-nucleotide messenger RNA. It is a transcript of the gene ASMT, whose product is annotated as acetylserotonin O-methyltransferase. NCBI's taxonomy places the organism in Eukaryota, Metazoa, Chordata, Aves, Passeriformes, Pipridae. The record is from RefSeq and is a predicted model, not a curated record. Bases 100 to 1140 code for a protein of 346 amino acids. Gene Ontology annotation, biological process: melatonin biosynthetic process; methylation. Gene Ontology annotation, molecular function: acetylserotonin O-methyltransferase activity. The transcript has 8 exons.
UAAGAUUAAGUGGAUCAGCUGGCAUGCUUUGUGCUUUGUGGAAAGAAGCUUAUUUAAAUUAAGAGGGCCAGGGAGUCUGUGUCUCAGUCCAGAAAGAAGAUGGGUUCCACAGAAGACCUUGACUAUCCUCAAAUCAUUGUGCAAUACAGCAGUGGAUUUUUAGUCUCAAAGGUUAUGUUCACUGCCUGUGAGUUGGGGGUGUUUGAUCUUCUGCUGGAGUCAGGAGAACCUCUGUCUUCAGAUUCCAUUGCUUCGUGCUUGGGUACCAGCACCACUGGGAUGGAAAGACUGCUGGAGGCCUGUGUGGGACUGAAGCUUUUGGCAGUAGAGGUGACACAAGAAGGAGCCCUCUACAGAAACACAGAAAUUUCCAACGUCUACCUUACAAAAUCAAGCCCAAAGUCUCAGUAUCAUAUGAUGAUGUAUUAUUCCAAUACAGUCUACUUGUGCUGGCAGCACCUGACUGAAGCUGUGAGAGAAGGAAGAAACCAAUAUGAAAGAACUUUUGGCAUUUCAUCUCAAGAUCCUUUUGGAGCAAUGUACAGAUCAGAAGAAGAAAUGUUAAAAUUCAUGGCUGGCCAGAACUCGGUAUGGAGUAUAUGUGGCAGAGAUGUUCUUGCUGCAUUUGACCUUUCUUCUUUCACACAGAUCUAUGACCUGGGAGGAGGCGGAGGAGCUUUGGCCCGGGAGUGUGUUUCUUUGUAUCCCAAUUCCACAGUCACAAUUUAUGAUCUACCAAAAGUUGUGCAAGUGGUCAAAGAGCAAUUUAUUUUCCCUGAGGAGCGUCAGAUCGCAUUCCAUGAAGGAGACUUCUUUAAUGAUUCAAUUCCUGAAGCUGAACUGUAUAUUUUAUCCAAGAUACUGCAUGAUUGGGAUGAUGACAAAUGCAAACAACUGCUGGCAAAAGUCUACAAAGCUUGCAAACCUGGUGGUGGAGUGCUGCUGGUUGAAUCGCUUCUGAAUGAAGAUAAAAGUGGGCCUUUAGAAACCCAACUGUAUUCGAUGAAUAUGUUGGUCCAGACAGAAGGCAAAGAGAGAACAGCAGCAGAGUACAGCAAGCUCCUUGAGGCAGCUGGCUUUGGAGUGAUCCAAGUCAAGAGGACUGGAAAACUCUAUGAUGCUGUUCUAGGAAGGAAAUAAUAGUACACCUUUUAUGUACUUAACAAGACAGAAUAAGCGGGGAAAUAUGCUAUUCUCUUAGAGGAGAAUCAUCAAUGCAGCUUUUAGUUAAG